AUGAGAAGUUUCUCGCCACAGGUUGCAUCUCCGUCUGCGUACUUCUUUGCUCUGUGCUGUACUCAAGUACAGAGAGCAAGAGGGAGACGUGCUGGCGCUGGUGGGGAGAAGUUCUGGGGAGGGACAAAUUCUGGGGCGGUGAGUUCCCUCAUCUGCGUUGGGACCUCUCGGGGCAGGUCUCAGGUAGCCGAGGGGACCGGGAGGCAGGGGGGCGAGCGCGCUGCCGCUCGGUUCCGCUGCACGGCCGAGGAGCUGGACUACUACCUGUAUGGGCAGCAGCGCAUGGAGAUCAUCCCUUUGAACCAGCACACCAGUGACCCCAACAACCGAUGUGACAUGUGUGCCGAUAACCGCAACAGCGAGUGCCCCACGCACGGCCCCCUCCACCCCCUCCGCCGUCUGGUGGGCACCAGCAGUGCUGCCGCAGCAGCCCCUCCGCCCGAGAUCCCAGAGUGGUUGCGGGACCUGCCCCGGGAAGUGUGUCUGUGCACCAGCACGGUGCCCGGCCUGGCAUACGGCAUUUGUGCGGCGCAGCGGAUCCAGCAGGGCACCUGGAUCGGGCCCUUCCAGGGCGUCUUGCUCUUGCCAGAGAAGGUUCAAGCGGGAGCCAUCAGGAACACUCAGCAUCUCUGGGAAAUAUAUGACCAAGACGGGACACUGCAGCACUUUAUUGAUGGUGGAGAACCCAGUAAGUCAAGCUGGAUGAGGUAUAUCCGAUGCGCAAGGCACUGCGGGGAACAGAACUUAACAGUGGUUCAGUACAGGUCAAAUAUAUUCUACCGGGCUUGCAUAGAUAUCCCCAGGGGCACUGAGCUGUUGGUGUGGUACAAUGACAGCUACACAUCUUUCUUUGGAAUCCCUCUCCAGUGCAUUGCACAAGAUGAAAAUUUGAAUGUCCCUUCGACUGUAAUGGAGGCCAUGUCCAGACAAGACACCCUACAGCCAUUUAAUAAAAGUAGCAAACUAUCCCCUGCCACUCCACAGCGAUCCAUAGUAUUUCCACAGACUCCGUGUAGCAGAAAUUUUUCUCUCCUGGAUAAGUCUGGGUCCAUCGAGUCAGGAUUUAACCAGAUCAGUGUCAAAAACCAACGAGUUCUUGCAAGCCCAACUUCAACAAGCCAACUAAAUUCUGAGUUCAGUGACUGGCAUCUUUGGAAAUGUGGGCAGUGCUUUAAGACUUUCACCCAGCGGAUCCUCUUACAGAUGCAUGUGUGUACGCAGAACCCUGACAGGCCCUACCAGUGUGGUCACUGCUCCCAGUCUUUCUCCCAACCUUCAGAGCUGAGGAACCACGUAGUUACGCAUUCCAGCGACAGACCUUUCAAGUGUGGCUACUGUGGUCGUGCUUUUGCUGGUGCCACAACCCUCAACAACCACAUCCGGACACACACUGGAGAAAAGCCCUUCAAGUGCGAGAGGUGUGAGAGGAGCUUCACACAAGCCACCCAGCUGAGUCGACACCAGAGGAUGCCCAAUGAGUGCAAGCCAAUAACAGAGAGCACAGAAUCAAUUGAAGUGGAUUAA
This is a messenger RNA of Charadrius vociferus (killdeer), 1524 nucleotides long. RefSeq names its product PR domain containing 6 (gene PRDM6). Gene Ontology annotation, molecular function: histone methyltransferase activity; protein binding. Lineage: Eukaryota; Metazoa; Chordata; Aves; Charadriiformes; Charadriidae. The record is from RefSeq and is a predicted model, not a curated record. Gene Ontology annotation, cellular component: nucleus. Bases 1 to 1524 code for a protein of 507 amino acids. The transcript has 8 exons.